AUGCCCAAACCAAAGAAAUCCGACCCCAAACCCCCUCCAACCCGCCAACCCCUCCCCACACAACCACCAAACUGGCCACCCCUCCGUCCCCUCCUCCCCACAACAGACCUACACCUCACCCCCCUCGUCCCCGACCAGAUCUACCUAAUCCGCAAUUUCCUCCCAGCAACCCUCUGCAAGACCUACGCCUCAUUCCUGUCAAACCUCCCGCUGACGACGACACCCGGCCGGCCGAAGAAGGACGAGGCUGUACGUGUGAAUGAUCGGUUUCAGGUGCAGGAUGCGAGGUUUGCGGAGAUGUUGUGGGGUGGGACGGCGUUAAGGGAGUUGGUGAUGGAGAGGUUUGAUGAGGAUGAGGAGGAGGAGGAUGGAUAUGAAUAUGAAGAUGGAGAUGGAAUUGAAGAUGAGGGUAAAGGAAGGGAAGAAGACGAACAAGCCAAAGCAGACAAGCUUCGCGAGACAUGGGGUGGACGACCACUCGGGUUGAACCCAAAUAUACGUAUCUACCGUUACUCAAAGGGUCAAUUCUUUGCUCAGCAUUACGACGAAUCCAACACCCUAACCUACAAUCCCCCUCCCCCUCAACCACAAAAUCAAAAUCCACCCCGGCCCUCACAACCUGGACCCUCCUAA
Messenger RNA from Penicillium subrubescens, 633 nucleotides. RefSeq lists its product as uncharacterized. NCBI's taxonomy places the organism in Eukaryota, Fungi, Ascomycota, Eurotiomycetes, Eurotiales, Aspergillaceae. The record is from RefSeq and is a predicted model, not a curated record. Bases 1 to 633 code for a protein of 210 amino acids. The transcript has 2 exons.